This is a messenger RNA of Nanorana parkeri, 1519 nucleotides long. It is a transcript of the gene MTHFD2, whose product is annotated as methylenetetrahydrofolate dehydrogenase (NADP+ dependent) 2, methenyltetrahydrofolate cyclohydrolase. The record is from RefSeq and is a predicted model, not a curated record. Gene Ontology annotation, molecular function: methylenetetrahydrofolate dehydrogenase (NAD+) activity; methylenetetrahydrofolate dehydrogenase (NADP+) activity; methenyltetrahydrofolate cyclohydrolase activity. Gene Ontology annotation, cellular component: mitochondrion. Lineage: Eukaryota; Metazoa; Chordata; Amphibia; Anura; Dicroglossidae. The transcript is spliced from 8 exons. The coding region runs from base 96 to 1121 and encodes 341 amino acids. Gene Ontology annotation, biological process: tetrahydrofolate interconversion.
UGACGUCGCUAAGGCUAUAUUAAGGCGGCGUGGCAGCCGGCUCUUCCCCCUUCGGCUCUGUAGCUGUGCACGGAUCUUGGCGCUCCUCCAUCACCAUGGCAACAAUCAGCUCUCUCCGAACCCUGCGCUGCGCCGCCAGAGUGCCGCUGCGGGCUCUGCACUGUACACCGGCCCGGAAUGACGCGGUCAUCAUAUCUGGGAGGAAACUGGCCAGACAGAUCCGUCUGGAGGCUCGGGCAGAGGUUGAACAAUGGGUGGCAUAUGGAAAUAAGAGGCCCCAUCUCAGCGUGGUCCUGGUCGGAGACAACCCUGCCAGCCAUUCGUAUGUGCUCAAUAAGACCAGAGCCGCUGCUGAUGUUGGUAUCAGCAGUGAAACCAUUCUGAAACCUUCAUCCAUCUCCGAGGAAGAGCUUUUGGAUCUGAUCGGCAAGCUUAACGAUGACAACAAAGUGGAUGGUCUGCUAGUGCAGCUCCCUCUCCCAGAGCACAUCGAUGAACGAGUAGUUUGCAAUGCGGUGACCCCUGACAAAGAUGUGGAUGGAUUUCAUGUGGUCAAUGUUGGACGGAUGUGUUUAGACCAGUAUUCCAUGUUACCUGCCACGCCCUGGGGGGUCUGGGAGAUCAUCAAGAGAACAGGUAUUCCCACCCUUGGUAAAAAUGUAGUGGUAGCUGGAAGAUCCAAAAAUGUGGGGAUGCCAAUUGCAAUGCUGCUUCACACUGAUGGCAGACAUGAACGUCCAGGAGGUGAUGCUACAGUUACAAUCUCCCAUAGAUACACACCUAAGGAACAGCUGAAGAUGCACACAAAACUUGCUGACAUUGUUGUGGCAGCUGCAGGAAUUCCCAACCUCAUCACUGCUGACAUGAUCAAAGAAGGUGCUGCUGUCAUUGAUGUCGGAAUUAACCGUGUUCAUGAUCCAAUCACUGGCAAGGCCAAACUUGUGGGGGAUGUGGACUUUGAAGGAGUAAGAAAGAAGGCGAGCUACAUUACACCAGUCCCUGGAGGAGUUGGUCCCAUGACAGUUGCAAUGCUGAUGAAGAACACGAUUAUUGCUGCAAAGAAACUGCUGAAACCCCAAGAACAUCAAGUCCUACAGAAUCUACAGGCAGUCUCCAUCUAAUGCCACCUCUGUCAAUGAACUCUCUACAUUCCAAGCCCGCUCCCGUGAACAGGCCGACAUUAAAAUGCAAUAUUUGUAUUUAUUUUAGUGAAGCCGUAGGCUUCUCAGAGGGAGUUAUUUAUUCAGAGCAAACCUAUUGCUCCUUCCAUGCAGACCGGGGGGAGAAGCGGCUGCUGUGGUCCCAAAUUCUUUGCAUGAAAUGCAGACCUUUUACAUGUGCUGUUACAAGUGGCUGUUACUAGUUACUGUUACAGAUGCAUGCUAAUACCAAAGGUAAUAUUACUCUGUUUUUGCAUCCAGGAUGUUAAAAUGCAGGGAUCGAUUGUAGCCAGUGCUGGCAGCAUAUUGCUAUAUGUAGCCCACCACUGACCAGACUUGCUGUGGUUACAGUGGUCCAU